AGCACCGCUAAGAAUGUUUCCUCUGGCUUCGUCACUACCUCUGCCCCCCCCCCGCACUCGAAACCCGCAUCUCCCUCCUAGCAUGGAUGGACUCACGCUCCAUCCCCUCUUACAUUUCCCCCUACUCCCUUACCCACUACCCUUUUUUAGUUGAGUUUGCUCCGGGCUUCACUCCCCUCCCCCAAUUAUCCACCGAUGGCAUCUCUACCACUCACUCCGGUCAUCACCACUCGUGCCCAAGCGGAUACUAGUCCUCAACAGUACCCAUCUGCUCCUACCUCCCCCUCCCCCUUUUCAGCAAGCCAACAACUGGAAGUCGAGCAUGACCCCUUCAUCUCAGACAAUGAAGCACCACCACGGGCUCGCCCCCGCCUCUCGCCGUCUACGUCGCAGGCCCUCCGUAUGUUUGGGCUCUCCCGUGUGUCUCACGGUCGAUCGAUGUCACAAUCCUCCAAAUCCUCCAAAAUCUCUCCCGACCGCUUCAUCCCGAGCAGAGCCAACAUACAGAGUUUCCGAAUGAGUGCACCGGCGCACCUACUCUCCAAUAACGAGAGACUUCUAAGAAGGAGUCUUAGUAGCGGUACUACCAACCGUAGCAUCUCCCCCAACAAUCUGAGCAAUAGCCCUAAUGGUAGAAACGCCGGUGGCUCACCAAUCAACUACCGACCCGGCAACUUGAAUAGGAGGAUCAGUGCUGGCGCUGUUGGAGUGUUUGGCAUAGGUGUUGGUGCAGCGCCCAGGAGGGAGGAGCCCAGACCGAGGGGGAGGGAAGUGACCAUAAACGUUUUCGGCAAUAAAACAAGUCCCGAGGUCGACAUGGAAAGACACCAGAGGAGGCUUUCCGCCGCUCUGGGAGUGGAUAGAAGUGCUAAAGUGCUGAGUUUUGCCCGUGAGAAUGAACCAACUAGGGAUGGUCAUGGGAGGAAGGGAGGGGUAAUGGGUGCCCCUGGAAGUGAGACUGUUAGUGAUGUGCUUUGGGAGGGCGUAUUGGAGGCGGAAGGCCGUGAUUCGACACCACAAGUCUCUCCAUCCCGCAGAUGCCUUAGAAGAGCUAUCCCCACUACCCCGUUCAGGGUUCUAGAUGCUCCAGGCCUCCGAGAUGAUUAUUAUUGUUCGCUCAUUGCAUACUCCCCCGUUACACACUCUUUGGUUGUUGGACUUCACACGGACGUAUACAGUUGGACAGAGACUAGUGGAGCUCGGCCAUUCGAGGCUUGGUCGAACUCUCACGUUACUGCUCUGGCUUUUUCUUGUUUCCAAGGGAAGCGCAACAUUCUAGCGAUUGGUCGGAUCGAUGGCUCGCUUAGCCUCUGGAACCCGGCGGAGCCCACCCCACGGCUUGAACGAACACACGAUACUGGGAUCGCUUGUUUUGCUUGGAAACCUAUCGUCUCCUACCGUCCAGAUUUAGGGUUACAACCUAGCAGUGGCUUUUCUUCCAGUGACGGUCGUUCCCAAUCGAUUGUCGUUCACUCUCAGCAGAUUUGCGGGUUAGCGUGGAGCGGGGACGGAGAACAGUUCGCGACGGGUGGCAAUGAUAAUGUAGCCUGUCUCUUUAGCACUGCGGAUGUAACCCGCAACCGUAGUGGAGGUGUGAGAAAUCAUGAAGCUACGCCUCUUGAAGGUGGAGAAAAGCAUAGGUGGGCCCAUGGGGCGGCCGUCAAAGCGAUUGCCUUUUGCCCAUGGCAAAGAAGCUUGCUUGCUACAGGUGGUGGUUCCAAUGAUCGCUGUAUCCAUUUCUUCCACACCUUUUCCGGGGCAACAUUAGCUACUAUUAAUGUCUCUGCGCAAGUCACAUCGCUUCUCUGGUCUAACAGCCACCGCGAGAUCGCUGCAACACUCGGAUACGCUAAUCCUGAGCAUCCCAUUCGCAUUGCGGUUUUCAGCUGGCCCGAGUGUAGGCAGGUGGUCCAGAUACCCUGGCAGGAGGAUAUGAGAGCGCUAUAUGCUGUCGCCUACCCAGGAGGCCCCAAUGACGAUUUUCCACCCGCUGGAGGAUCGCGAGAGAGAAAUAAGCACGCGAAUAGAGUCGAGGGAUGCAUCGUCGUAGCUGCAAGCGACGAGACUGUCAGAUUUCAUGAAGUCUGGAGCGAAACCAGGCGUGGGGUUCUCAGGUGGAGGGGGGUCCUCGGGGGAAGUGAUAUCCUGGAAGGUCUCGAAGGAAUUGAAAAGGAUAGCGCAGAGACCAUCAGGUGA
Messenger RNA from Tuber melanosporum (Perigord truffle), 2196 nucleotides. RefSeq lists its product as uncharacterized. Gene Ontology annotation, biological process: anaphase-promoting complex-dependent catabolic process; positive regulation of anaphase-promoting complex-dependent catabolic process; positive regulation of ubiquitin protein ligase activity. Bases 439 to 2196 code for a protein of 585 amino acids. Lineage: Eukaryota; Fungi; Ascomycota; Pezizomycetes; Pezizales; Tuberaceae. The transcript has 5 exons. Gene Ontology annotation, cellular component: anaphase-promoting complex. Gene Ontology annotation, molecular function: anaphase-promoting complex binding; protein binding; ubiquitin ligase activator activity. The record is from RefSeq and is a predicted model, not a curated record.